This is a messenger RNA of Toxotes jaculatrix (banded archerfish), 3054 nucleotides long. It is a transcript of the gene golt1ba, whose product is annotated as golgi transport 1Ba. The transcript is spliced from 5 exons. NCBI's taxonomy places the organism in Eukaryota, Metazoa, Chordata, Actinopteri, Toxotidae. Gene Ontology annotation, biological process: retrograde transport, endosome to Golgi; endoplasmic reticulum to Golgi vesicle-mediated transport. Gene Ontology annotation, cellular component: endoplasmic reticulum; membrane. Bases 123 to 539 code for a protein of 138 amino acids. The record is from RefSeq and is a predicted model, not a curated record.
UGCUGCAGUGGCAGCUGUCAUCCAAAUCACUCUAAGAGGAGCACUUGAAUACCUACAUUAGUGUUUUCUCUACUACUUCUUCAUUUUUUUUUUAAAUCUUUAUCCAUUUAUUCGGCGUCAAGAUGAUUUCGCUAACGGACUCCCAAAAGAUUGGAAUGGGAUUAACAGGCUUCGGCGUGUUUUUCCUCUUCUUUGGGAUGAUCCUGUUCUUUGACAAAGCACUCCUGGCUAUUGGAAAUAUCCUGUUUGUUGCUGGACUGGCCUUCGUCAUCGGACUGGAGAGGACAUUCCGCUUCUUCUUCCAAAAGCACAAGAUGAAGGCCACCGGUUUCUUCUUGGGAGGCGUGUUUGUGGUGCUGAUUGGCUGGCCCAUCAUCGGAGUCGUGCUGGAGAUCUACGGCUUCUUUCUGUUGUUCAGGGGUUUCUUCCCAGUUGUGGUAGGCUUCAUCAGAAGAAUACCUGUCCUCGGCUCCAUCCUAAACCUGCCGUUCAUCAGUGCAUAUGUGGACAAAGUGGGCGAGAGCAACACCAUGGUAUAACAGUGACUUCUUGUACCCACAGAGGGCUGUUUGAGUACAGCAACACAGUCUCCCAUUGGGCUGAUUUAAAGCAGCUAAGGUUAUAUAUUCAGAUCCCUCCCUCCUCCAGCAGGCAAAGACUGCUGUCUGUCUGUCUAUCUGUAAUUUCGCUGGUCAGCGCCACCAAUCAAAGGUUCAUCAGCGCGUCGCACCGCCGGUCUGUUACUAAAGGAUGGAGUUACUAAGGUCACUACAAUAAAUAUUUCAAAUACUAUUGAUCCCUUCGCCAUUGAGCGCAUCUGGCAUGAUAAUGGAGGAUGGAGGAGUCCCUCAAAAGCCUCAUUGACUCUGUCUACGUGACUUUUUGACUCUGUGGAACAAACAGACAAAACGACGCCCCCCCCCCCCCUCCACAAGGACGAGAAGCCGACCGACAGCUUGCCAUGUUGACAUGUUUCUGUGCCUGUGCUUUAACUUUAUUUGGGUGAAAAGCUUUUUAAGUCCCGCAUUUUGUCUCCCUGCGGUCACUCUGUGACUCUUUGUUUCUUCGUGUCUUGCAGCUAUCUGAAUACCAAACGUGGCUAUUGUAAUAUUUUCCCUUUGUUACAUGUCUUUUUUUUCUGUUUACAGUUGGCUAAUGAGUACUUAAGUAUAAAUUAUUUUUUAAAUGAUCAGUGCUUGACUUCAUGCAUAACGAGGUUUGAGAUCAUAUUCGUAUUUGUUAAUCGUCAUUACCCCGUAAAACUACUAAAUCCGAGUGCUGUUAAAGUCGGGUCACACCAGAAAGUGGAAGCACCUAAUUCAUGAUGACACAUGGAUGGUGAAGUUCAUCCAGGUGGCGCUAAUGUAUUGACUACUCACAAGGCUGUAGCUGUAACGUGCUAACCAGCCAGGAGCAUAGUGCGAGUCAGUCGCAAAAGCUCUUCAAGCUAGCUGGUUUGCUAACUGUCAGUAGCAAGAUAGGUAGCUCAGUCGCUAACUGGAAAAUACCGUAUUCAUACUGUCUCCUGUCUCUUUACAGCAUACACACAAUGUCUUUUUUGUAGAAUAGUUUACACUCCAGCAGAGCAGGGUUACAUAACAGUAGAUGGUGCGACACAGCUAAAAACGUAAGAUAACUUCCUCUAAUUUGGACUGUCUGGCUUUCCGUUCGCUCCAAACUCAGCUCAGUGUAGACGGGUUUCCUGCUGCUUGCCAAGAAUAGUACCAAUUUAAUUGAAAUGAUUUGCUGCUGUAAAUGCUGGUGUGACUUUUUUUUUUUCCCCCUCCCCUGUUCUCGAAAGCACAUUAUUGGUUUUUGGACUUCCAAUCUUCCAAGCAGUCAGCGGUUUCACUUCAUCUUAGUACACUACAAAAAGAGACUUCAAAUUUGCUUGCUAAUUUGCUUUGCUUAUUUUUUGAUCAGAUCAUUUUUGCUUCGGAUCAAAAUACUCACCUUUUUAAAUCAAAAUUUGGAUUUUUUUGAAAACUCUUCUUUGCUCAGUUCAGUUUAACUCUAGCAUUUAAGAUUUAAGAAUUAGCCGAGUAGCCGCUUUUUUUGGUGCCCAAAGCCAAAUCUGAGAACAAAUUUACUCUCUAAAGCUCUUAAACAUAACAACAAGGAAACAUAUUAUUUUCCUAUAGAUUAUAUGAACAGCACGGCUUUAUUCUCUGCAAGGUGAUUUUCAUAGCAUAUGUAAAUGAACUGAAACCAGCAGCUGCUUGGAAGAUAGAAAACUAACCAAAACUUUGGGAAAUAGUCAGCGAUAUAAAGCAACUUGGGCCCUAUUAAAGCCAAAACUAUGAAAACAUGACCCAAGUUGUAAUAAAUAACCCUAUGAUGAACUAAAACAUGUAAAACACUGGUAUGAUCCUUCCAAGAAAAAUCUCACUUGCUUUCAGUGGUAUAAACAGAUGAACUCUACUCAGAUCUGAGAACUUCAGCUCAGCCCUUUAACACGAUGGAGCUGUAAACUGCGAAGCAGCUGCGGCUUCACACACUUGUUGACCUAUACGUCUGAAUAAGCAAUUAGUUUCAUCAGAAUGUGCCACCUGAACUGUUUUCACACGUGCACUGCAACCCUGAACUUCUCUAGACGUGACCCAGAGGAGCUGUACGGGAUGUUGAUGAUGUAUCUAUCACCACCUCCUGAAUUCUCUACCAGGCACCACCCCACACCUAAACCAGAUUUCCGGUUUGCGUGUCGCAUGUGUGAAACAAGGACUCCGGACAAUAUCCGGGGGACCUGAUUCUCCAGAUACUGUCCAGAGUUUCUAUGUGGAAACAGCUCUAGAGAAUCCCUCUAAGUGCUAGAGUCCUCUCUUCAUUCAUCCAGUGUCCUUAAACUCUCUGUUAAACAGGUUCACGCAGGUUUUUUUUUUUAAAACAUCCUUCAUCAGCCACGGACGUCAGCCACCACGACCCAAGAGCUGAAUAAAUAAAAGCCCUUCAGCUGUGGGUCUUUCUGUGCAAGAGCAUCUGAAGUGAAGUUACCUGUGAAAUGACAAUGUUUUGCUGUAUGGCACUUUUGUAAAUAUACUAUGAAAGUUAGCUUUG